UUUUGCACUGUUGCGAAGCACUAGAAUGCACCUGUUACCUAGCAACGAUAAACAGCACGACGCUUAUUUGGAAGCGUACAACUCAGAGAGGUUCUUCAGUAGGAGGCUGAUGGCUGGUACACGGAUUUCUGAGCGACUGCCGCCACUGAUAGAUCCGACUCAAGCCCCAGUGGCGUUUGGUAACCGUGCCCUGCCGAGGUUGGCGAGGGAGCUGUGUGAGGAGGAUCAGUGGGUCCGCCAUGCAGCGCUGUGUGCCCUCUGUGACCUGCUUCAUGACCCGGAGCGAGCCUACGAAACCCUGCACUAUGGUUGUCUGGACAGUCUGAAGGUGUUGCUGAAGGAUGAGAACGACUCCAUUAGGAUAAAAACUACACAAGUGCUCUACCUGCUGUCCUUACACAGCAUGGGCAGGGAGGCUUUUCUACAGUGUGAUCUGCUCAGUUCUCUCUCAGAGCUGCUGGACGAGCCGGUGGAUUCCUGCCGGACGAACGUCCACCGAACGCUGAAGAUGCUGGCUGAGUUUCCAGCAGGCGCGGCGAGCAUGGUGUCCAUGGGACUCGUACCCAGACUGGUGACAAAGGUCCCAGUGGAGCGUGAGGACAUCCGGGAGCUCGUUCUCUCCACACUGACCUGCUGCAUGCGACUGGAUGCCAUGCCCGCACUGACCAGUGAUGCCAUUCCUGUCCUGAAAGAACAGCUGACCCACCCGUCCGUACAAAUACGCUGCGCAGCUGCUUCUGCCAUGAUGGCCAUCAGUGUCCCAGCCGAGGGGAAGGUGAGGGUGUGUGAGGAGGAGGUCGUUCCCGUGCUAGUGAAGCUGCUUUCUGAUGGGGAUCCAAAUGUCAGAGCCAACGCUGCUGGUGCCAUCAUGUACAUCACCAUCAUCACCCGAGGUAAAUACCAGGCUCUGGAAGCUGGCGCCAUCCCUCCUUUGUUGCGCCUGGUGGACAGUGACGAUGUACCAUCGUGCACCAAUGCCCUGCGUGCCCUCACCUGCCUGGCACACGCUCCGAACGCCAGGGAUAAACUACGUGACCACGUGCCACGACUGGAAACACGCCUGAACCACCCGGCCUCUGUCGUCCAGAAAGCUGCAGCCACUGCCAUCCAGGUCAUCACCUGGAAACCCUGAGAACCAGAGGACGAGGCGGACGGAUCUGCUUCAUACUGGAGGAUUCUUUAGCUUGCUGGUUUCAAGACCAGUCAGCAUGUUAACACCAAUAACGAUUGGAUGAAAUAAUCAAAUAAAAUCUGAAUUGUUGUGUGUA
Molecule: messenger RNA, 1268 nt
Organism: Trichomycterus rosablanca
Lineage: Eukaryota; Metazoa; Chordata; Actinopteri; Siluriformes; Trichomycteridae
Gene: rsph14
Product: radial spoke head 14 homolog
Exons: 7
Coding region: 26-1132 (368 amino acids)
Molecular function (GO): protein binding
Source: RefSeq, a predicted model, not a curated record